UGUGUAUCUUUGGCCUCAUACGCAGUGGUUCGGUCCUCGGGUUUAAAAGGGCGGAGCAAGAGCUGGAGCGUCAGUAACCUCGGCUCACUCUGAAGAUGCCUGGACGGUAUUCAGCCUAAAUAUUAGAAGAAGAAGCUGAAUUUAUGCGGCCUCACGCCAGAAGUUUUAUGGAAACGUCUAUACGCCGCGAAAACAUGAAGAUCAGAAUCUGUUACACUUAAACGUUGGAGAAGCGCCGUCCACUAUCGCUGGCAUUCACACCCGUCGUGGAACCGCCAUCUGACUCUGCGGUGAUCAUCGGGCCUCCAGCAGAUAUUCUGAGGAACGGUAGCUACAACCAGGUCCCCAUAAUCGUGGGCGUCACUUCCGCAGAGGGCACCAUCGUACCCACCUUGACCGAAGCAAAGAUCGCGUACUUGAAGGAGAAAUUCACGGCGCUGGUCGGCUCCCAGCUGCCGCUGCCCACGGAGGAACAGCGGACCCGUGCGGCCCAACAGCUGGAGCGCUUCUACUUUGGGGACGAGGGUUUCCCCACGGACGACAUGCAAGCCGUUAUUGAUGGAGACGACGUGAUCGUGACUGUAGAGAACGGCGACCUGAGGGGCGUGGUGGCCACGUCACUGAACGGCGCUCUCUACAACCAGUUCCUGGGCAUACCGUUCGCCACGCCGCCUGUGGGAGAUCUCCGAUUCCGUGACCCGCAGCCGGCUCCCUCGUGGUCCGGGGUUCGAGACGCGCUUACCCUCGCGCGAGGCUGCCCCCAGACCGACUACGACGGCUCUGAAGACUGCCUCUACCUCAACGUGUAUGUGCCGGCUACGGGGAGUGGUCCUUUCCCCGUCAUGGUCUACAUUCACGGUGGCGGCUUCACAACGGGUUUUUCCUUCAAUGGUACUCCACACUAUUUCGUGGAGAAGGACGUUGUGCUGGUCACAAUCGCAUAUCGUCUCGGUGCCCUUGGUUUCAUGAGCCUGCAGAACGAUGACAUCCCGGGCAAUGCGGGCCUCAAGGACCAGGUGCUGGCACUGCAGUGGGUGCAGAACAACAUCGCCGCCUUCGGUGGGGAUCCUAGCAAGGUCGCCAUUUUUGGUGAGAGUGCUGGCGGCGCCUCCACAUCACAUCUCUUCCUUUCGCCAGCGACCAGAGGGCUCUUCAGCCAAGUGAUCAUGCAGAGUGGAGUAGCGACUACCCCCUGGGCGCUGGCUGAUAAUCCUCGCGAGAAGGCUUACCGUAUGGCGGAGGCGCUCGGUUUCCAGGCACAGGGCGACAACAACACUGACGACGACGUACGGUUGGCUGCCUUCUUUCGCGCUGCCAACUACUCAGACCUCAUUAACGACACCUCAAUCGCACUCUCGGAUCUCGAGAACCGCUGUCCACUAUCGCUGGCGUUCGUACCCGUCGUAGAACCGCCAUCGGACUCGGCAGUGAUCGUCGAUCCUCCAGCAGAAAUUCUCAGGACCGGCAGCUACAACCAGGUCCCCAUAAUUGUGGGCGUCACUUCCGCAGAAGGCACCGUCGUACCCACCUUGACCGAAGCAAAGAUCGCGGACUUGAAGGAGAACUUCACGAUGCUGAUCGGCUCCCAGCUGCCACUGCCCACGGAGGAACAGCGGGAUCGUGCGGCGGAGCAGCUGGAGCAAUUCUACUUUGGGGACGAGGGCUUCUCCACGGACGACAUGCAAGCCGUUAUUGAUCUGUUUUCAGACUUGUACUUCAUACAAUCAGCGGACUCCUUCGCUAGGACCGUAGCCAACUCGAACAGCUUACCUGUUCACUUCUAUUUCUUCGAGUACAAUGGAACUGGCUCUACGGAUUAUGGUAUGAAGCAUGCAGGAGAAACUCCGUAUCUGUUUCCGAGCAAUUCAUCGGGACCAGACACGGACCCCAAUUCCAACGACGGGCAGGUGGCAGACCUGUUGACAACUCUGUGGACCAAUUUCCCCAAAUACAGUGAUCCGGCACCAUCCGGAAGUCCAGUGGUGUGGGAAACGUUGACGGCGAAUGCUUCCAACUAUCUGGAUAUGCAACUGGAGUUUACAACACGUCAGGACGUCCUCAAGGAACGAAUGGAUUUCUGGAGAGAUAUACUAGCUUCUUAAAAAGCUGAAUGCCGUGAUAUUCUUUGUUAUGUUCCGCACACUUCAAAAUAAAUUUUAGUGCGUUUAGUUUGAAAACAUUUAAUCACAAUGUCA
Messenger RNA from Schistocerca gregaria, 2195 nucleotides. RefSeq names its product juvenile hormone esterase-like. Lineage: Eukaryota; Metazoa; Arthropoda; Insecta; Orthoptera; Acrididae. The record is from RefSeq and is a predicted model, not a curated record. Bases 543 to 2102 code for a protein of 519 amino acids. The transcript is spliced from 12 exons.